Messenger RNA from Arachis duranensis, 979 nucleotides. Its product is annotated as putative cell wall protein. Lineage: Eukaryota; Viridiplantae; Streptophyta; Magnoliopsida; Fabales; Fabaceae. Bases 354 to 716 code for a protein of 120 amino acids. The record is from RefSeq and is a predicted model, not a curated record. The transcript has a single exon.
UUGGUGACAAUCUUCCACAAAUAGCAUGUAAUAAUAAUAAGAGAUUCCCACCAACAUUUUAACCAUUUUUUAACUCAUGAACUUGUCCUGAAAAAGAAUCAGUGAUGAUCAACUACCAAAGUAGUAGUAUCCCAACCCCAUGCAUUUGUGAAUUGGGAUCAUAUCCCCGCCAACCACAUUUACUCAUCAAGUAGAGAAACAAUUUACUCGCCGCCAAAGUUCACUCUCAACUCUGCAUCAGAACCGAAGAACAGAAACUAUAUAUAAUGCAUGCACUACAAUUCAUUCUUCAACACAGAAAAGAUACAAAGCAUAACUAUUAAAACAUACUAGCUAGCUAGCUUGUCUUAAAAAUGGCUCACAAAGCUUCCUCUUAUUUCAUUGCACUUAUUCUCAUAUCCAACAUCCUUCUUUUCUCUGUUUCUGCACGCACCAUUGCUGUGAAUCCCAACAAUGAUGACAAGAAAUUCUUGUUCAAGUCUCAUGGAGGAGUGCACAUUCCUGGCUUUGGACCAGUGAGAUUUCCACCUCUUGGGACCAUACCAAAUAAUCCAUUCACCCGGGGCAUUGGAGGUGGCGGAGCCGGCGCAGGAGCAGGACCAACUGGCCGCAGUUAUGUUCCCGGUGGCGAUGACACCUUUGUACCAAACCCCGGAUUCGAGGUUCCGGUUCCUGGUGGCAGUGGUGGCAGAAUUCCAGGCUCAGUUCAUCCAUGAGUUUCAGUCAUGCAUUAGUGCAAUAGCUAAAGUAGUUUAUUUGUAAUGGUGUGACUGUUCUUAUGGUUUGAUUAAGAUUUUGCCGUUUUGUUUCCUUCUUUUUGUGUGCGCUUUCUACAAAUAAAUAUGUGUGCUUGUAACACACUGGCUUCUACUUGGUUUGGACACUAAGGACCGCUCUGCUACAUCUUUUGUGGUUUUUUCUUGUAAUCUAUAUAUUUUUUGUUGUUUAAUUAUUAGUCAAUACUCUAUAUGUGGCAAGA